Messenger RNA from Octopus bimaculoides (California two-spot octopus), 1327 nucleotides. Its product is annotated as pentatricopeptide repeat-containing protein 2, mitochondrial. Gene Ontology annotation, cellular component: mitochondrion. Gene Ontology annotation, biological process: multicellular organism development; mitochondrion organization; regulation of mRNA processing. The record is from RefSeq and is a predicted model, not a curated record. Gene Ontology annotation, molecular function: protein binding; RNA binding. Lineage: Eukaryota; Metazoa; Mollusca; Cephalopoda; Octopoda; Octopodidae.
UCGAAAAUGGCAACUCGCUGUUCUCUCCAUGUGCUUCGCCGAACUUGCCACCUUUACAAUUCUUUCUCGUCGUCACCAUGGAUGUUUACUUCCUAUCUCACUCCUGUCAAUAUAAAGCCAAAUUGCAGACAUUUAUUCAGUCAGGAGAUCUUGGGUUUGGAUAAUUACCAGCGCCAACGGAUUUUAAUUACAGAUCGACUUGGAGAUUUAAGACCAAAAUUUAUUGAAAGAAUGAAGUCUUUAGCCAACAACGAUAGCAUUGACAGAAUCUUCACUGAUGAUCUAAAGACCAUGGUUUACAUUGCUUCACACAAUGAAGAAAUUGAGCUUAUUCAAAAUAUGCUUAUAAAGUAUCACCAACAAGACAAUUCACAGCAGUUCAAUACAUAUUCUUUUGGCCCUGUUGUUCUUAGGUUGUUGUAUAUAAUGAAAGAUGUAGAUAUGGCCUUAAAGCUCUUUGAAAGUGAGGAAACCAAGCCUUUGUUUUCACAAGUGACAAGUUACAUCAUUCUCAUGGAUAUGUUGUAUGAGAGUAAACAAUAUGAUGAAACACUGAAGGUAUUUCAGAUAGUGACUGAAAGGGAAACUAAUAUAAAAUAUCCAAAUGACUGCACUACAAUUGCAUUUGCCACAUAUUAUGCUUUGAAUACUGCAGAAGCUUUACAGAACUGUCAGAAAUUAUUAAGAGACUGUUUAAAUUUAAAACUUCAAGUUUCCAAUCGUGCCCUUGUUUUUGCUGUUAUGUUAGCAUUGAAGCAGGAACAACCCGCCAUUGCAUUGGAGAUGAUAUCAUUAAGAGAUGAUUCUUUUCAGUUUGUUCUGAAAAACCUCAAGGCUUUAUGUUAUGCUAAACUUAACCGAAUUGAAGAUACUCUUCCAAUACUGCGAAGCAUUCUUCAGUGUGAUUCUCCUUACAGAAACCGUCAGCUGAAAGUGUUUCCUGAAGUGUUAAAUGUAAUACAUUCUGCAGCUGAAAAUCAUGGUGAUCCAGUUUUUAAACAAACUCUGGAAACUAUUGAACUUUCCUUCAAGGCUGGCGGUCUUAUCAGUGAUGUACUUCUGGAAGAUUUCAUUACUCAAAGAAUAGUUAGAACACGACAACCACAGAACAGUUUUAAAGCUCGAGGACGUUCCACAGUUGAUGGUUAUCGAAGUCGCCAAAGCAAAACAGUUCGAUCAAGAUCCAAUGUUAUUUAGUCUCUUUAGGAAUGUUUAUUUUUGUGUUUAAUAAAUUCUACUCCAAUUCUGAAUAGAAAUAUGUAGGAUUUUCUUUCUUAUGAUAGCAUGCUAUUAAUUUCAUUCAUUAAAUAAUACAUUUUUUUCAUGA